AGUUUGCAAAAGCCAGAGGUGCAAGAAGCAGCGACUGCAGCAGCAGCAGCGGCAGCAGCAGCAGCAGCAGCGGCAGCAGCAGCGGAGGCACCGGCGGCAGCAGCAGCAGGAGCAUCAGCAGCAACAACAACAAAAAAAAAAAUCCUCAUCAAAUCCUCACCUAAGCUUUCAGUGUAUCCAGAUCCACAUCUUCACUCAAGCCGGGAGAGGGAAAGAGGAAAGGGGGGCAGGAAAAAAAAAAAAAAAAAAAACCCAACAACUUAGCGGAAACUUCUCAGAGAAUGCUCCAAAACUCAGCAGUGCUUCUGGUGCUGGUGAUCAGUGCUGCUGCAACCCAUGAGGCGGAGCAGAAUGACUCUGUGAGCCCCAGGAAAUCCCGAGUGGCGGCUCAAAACUCAGCUGAAGUGGUUCGCUGCCUCAACAGUGCUCUACAGGUUGGCUGCGGGGCUUUUGCAUGCCUGGAAAACUCCACCUGUGACACAGAUGGGAUGUAUGACAUCUGUAAAUCCUUCUUGUACAGUGCUGCUAAAUUUGACACUCAGGGAAAAGCAUUCGUCAAAGAGAGCUUAAAGUGCAUCGCCAACGGGGUCACCUCCAAGGUCUUCCUCGCCAUUCGGAGGUGCUCCACGUUCCAAAGGAUGAUUGCUGAGGUGCAGGAAGAGUGCUACAGCAAGCUGAACGUGUGCAGCAUCGCCAAGCGGAACCCCGAAGCCAUCACUGAGGUCGUCCAGCUGCCCAAUCACUUCUCCAACAGAUACUAUAACAGACUUGUCCGAAGCCUGCUGGAAUGUGAUGAAGACACAGUCAGCACAAUCAGAGACAGCCUGAUGGAGAAAAUUGGACCUAACAUGGCCAGCCUCUUCCACAUCCUGCAGACAGACCACUGUGCCCAAACACACCCACGAGCUGACUUCAACAGGAGACGCACCAAUGAGCCGCAGAAGCUGAAAGUCCUCCUCAGGAACCUCCGAGGUGAGGAGGACUCUCCCUCCCACAUCAAACGCACAUCCCAAGAGAGUGCAUAACCAGGGAGAGGUUAUUCACAACCUCGCCAAACUAGUAUCAUUUUAGGGGUGUUGACACACCAAUUUUGAGUGUACUGUGCCUGGUUUGAUUUUUUUAAAGUAGUUCCUAUUUUCUAUCCCCCUUAAAGAAAAUUGCAUGAAACUAGGCUUCUGUAAUCAAUAUCCCAACAUUCUACAAUGGCAGCGUUCCCACCAACAAAAUCCAUGUGAUCAUUCUGCCUCUCCUCAGGAGAAAGUACCCUCUUUUACCAACUUCCUCUGCCAUGUUUUUUCCCCUGCUCCCCUCAGACCACCCCCAAAUACAAAACAUUCAUGUAACUCUCCAGCCAUUGUAAUUUGAAGAUGUGGAUCCCUUUAGAACGGUUGCCCCAGUAGAGUUAGCUGAUAAGAAAACUUUAUUUAAAUGCAUGUCUUAAAUGCUCAUAAAGAUGUUAAAUGGAAUUCGUGUUAUGAAUCUGUGCUGGCCAUGGACGAAUAUGAAUGUCACAUUUGAAUUCUUGAUCUCUAAUGAGCUAGUGUCUUAUGGUCUUGAUCCUCCAAUGUCUAAUUUUCUUUCCGACACAUUUACCAAAUUGCUUGAGCCUGGCUGUCCAACCAGACUUUGAGCCUGCAUCUUCUUGCAUCUAAUGAAAAACAAAAAGCUAACAUCUUUAUGUACUGUAACUGCUCAGAGCUUUAAAAGUAUCUUUAACAAUUGUCUUAAAACCAGAGAAUCUUAAGGUCUAACUGUGGAAUAUAAAUAGCUGAAAACUAAUGUACUGUACAUAAAUUCCAGAGGACUCUGCUUAAACAAAGCAGUAUAUAAUAACUUUAUUGCAUAUAGAUUUAGUUUUGUAACUUAGCUUUAUUUUUCUUUUCCUGGGAAUGGAAUAACUAUCUCACUUCCAGAUAUCCACAUAAAUGCUCCUUGUGGCCUUUUUUAUAACUAAGGGGGUAGAAGUAGUUUUAAUUCAACAUCAAAACUUAAGAUGGGCCUGUAUGAGACAGGAAAAACCAACAGGUUUAUCUGAAGGACCCCAGGUAAGAUGUUAAUCUCCCAGCCCACCUCAACCCAGAGGCUACUCUUGACUUAGACCUAUACUGAAAGAUCUCUGUCACAUCCAACUGGAAAUUCCGGGAACCAAAAAGAUCAUCCCUAUGGGCUUGGACCACUUACAGUGUGAUAAGGCCUACUACACAUUAGGAAGUGGCAGUUCUUUACUCGUCCCCUUUCAUCGGUGCCUGGUACUCUGGCAAAUGAUGAUGGGGUGGGAGACUUUCCAUUAAAUCAAUCAGGAAUGAGUCAAUCAGCCUUUGGGUCUUUAGUCCGGGGGACUUGGGGCUGAGAGAGUAUAAAUAACCCUGGGCUGUCCAGCCUUAAUAGACUUCUCUUACAUUUUCGUCCUGUAGCACGCUGCCUGCCAAAGUAGUCCUGGCAGCUGGGCCAUCUCUGUAGGAUCGUAAAAAAAUAGAAAAAAAAAGAAAAAAAAAAGAAAGAAAGAAAGAAAGAAAGAAAGAGGGAAAAUGAGCUGGUGGUUUGAUCAUUUCUGCCAUGAUGUUUACAAGAUGGCGACCACCAAAGUCAAACGACUAACCUAUCUAUGAACAACAGUAGUUUCUCAGGGUCACUGUCCUUGAACCCAACAGUCCCUUAUGAGCGUCACUGCCCACCAAAGGUCAAUGUUAAGAGAGGAAGAGAGGGAGGAGGGGUAGGACUGCAGGGGCCACUCCAAACUCGCUUAGGUAGAAACUAUUGGUGCUUGACUCUCACUAGGCUAAACUCAAGAUUUGACCAAAUCGAGUGAUAGGGAUCCUGGUGGGAGGAGAGAGGGCACAUCUCCAGAAAAAUGAAAAGCAAUACAACUUUACCAUAAAGCCUUUAAAACCAGUAACGUGCUGCUCAAGGACCAAGAGCAAUUGCAGCAGACCCAGCAGCAGCAGCAGCAGCACAAACGUUGCUGCCUUUGUCCCCACACAGCCUCUAAGCGUGCUGACAUCAGAUUGUUAAGGGCAUUUUUAUACUCAGAACUGUCCCAUCCCCAGGUCCCCAAACUUAUGGACACUGCCUUAGCCUCUUGGAAAUCAGGUAGACCAUAUUCUAAGUUAGACUCUUCCCCUCCCUCCCACACUUCCCAUCCCCAGGCAAGGCUGACUUCUCUGAACCAGAAAAGCUAUUAAAGUUUGUGUGUUGUGUCCAUUUUGCAAACCCAACUAAGCCAGGACCCCAAUGCGACAAGUAGUUCAUGAGUAUUCCUAGCAAAUUUCUCUCUUUUUUCAGUUUGGUAGAUUUCCUUUUUCCUUUAUUUUCCUUUUUUCUUUUUUCUUUUUGUUUUUUUUUUUUUUUGCUGUGACCUCUUCAAACCGUGGUACCCCCCUUUUCUCCCCACAAUUAUAUCUAUAUAUGUAUCUACAAUACAUAUAUCUACACAUACAGAAAGAAGCAGUUCUCACAAUGUUGCUAGUUUUUUGCUUCUCUUUCCCGCACCCCACUCCCUCCGACUCCCCCUUAAACUUCCAAAGCUUCGUCUUGUGUUUGCUGCAGAGUAAUUCGGGGGCUGACCUAGACCAGUUUGCAUGAUUCUUCUCUUGUGAUUUGGUUGCACUUUAGACAUUUUUGUGCCAUUAUAUUUGCAUUAUGUAUUUAUAAUUUAAAUGAUAUUUAGGUUUUUGGCUGAGUACUGGAAUAAACAGUGAGCAUAUCUGGUAUAUGUCAUUAUUUAUUGUUAAAUUACAUUUUUAAGCUCCAUGUGCAUAUAAAGGUUAUGAAACAUAUCAUGGUAAUGACAGAUGCAAGUUAUUUUAUUUGCUUAUUUUUAUAAUUAAAGAUGCCAUAGUAUAAUAUGAAGCCUUUGGUGAAUUCCUUCUAAGAUAAAAAUAAUAAUAAAGUGUUACGUUUUAUUGGUUUC
Molecule: messenger RNA, 3910 nt
Organism: Mandrillus leucophaeus (drill)
Lineage: Eukaryota; Metazoa; Chordata; Mammalia; Primates; Cercopithecidae
Gene: STC1
Product: stanniocalcin 1
Exons: 4
Coding region: 282-1025 (247 amino acids)
Biological process (GO): intracellular calcium ion homeostasis
Cellular component (GO): extracellular region
Molecular function (GO): hormone activity
Source: RefSeq, a predicted model, not a curated record